AUGGCAUCACUUUGUAGACGAAUAUAUCUAUUUUCAACCAAGAAGCAUGUCUUGCAUACCAGUUACCGUUUUGGUGUCAAAGUGACGAUGGGCGAUCCAUUAGAUCACGCAACUGGCUUGGAAAAGCGAGAAUUACUGGCCAAAGUAGCAGGAAAUCAUAACCCGUUCGAUUACAAAGUACUUAAAAGAGGUUCUGGUACCAAAGAUUGUCCCAACAACAUUCCAUCAGCUUUCGAUUGUCGUUUAGUAGGUUGUAUCUGCGAAGAAGAAUCUACCAGCAUUAAUUGGAUGUGGUUGCACAAGGGGGAACCCAAGCGAUGCGAGUGUGGGUACUGGUUCUGUUUGGUACACAAAAAACCUUUAUAGAUAACCAAAAAAUAAACAUUGUUAAUGUGUAAUUCUAAAGUGUUUUGUAGUGAAUAUAUUUCGUUCUUUAAAUUAUGAAUAGUUU
Psylliodes chrysocephalus is the source of this 451-nucleotide messenger RNA. NCBI's taxonomy places the organism in Eukaryota, Metazoa, Arthropoda, Insecta, Coleoptera, Chrysomelidae. The record is from the annotation of a GenBank genome assembly.